Molecule: messenger RNA, 1642 nt
Organism: Spirodela intermedia
Lineage: Eukaryota; Viridiplantae; Streptophyta; Magnoliopsida; Alismatales; Araceae
Source: the annotation of a GenBank genome assembly
AUGGCAGCAACAGAUCCGGCGGCGAAUAACAACACAUCUUCGGCCCUGGACUCGGACUCGAGGUCGGAUGCCCGGAGAAGACAUGCUGUUGUUGCAAGGAAGAAAUCGGCCACUGAUGUGGUUCCCAACGGGGGAAAUUCGGGCGUGGGCAGUGAUCAGGUCGUCGCCACUGGGAAUAAUCCAAGCCGCGCCGUAAGAGCAGAAUCCACCGCCGUUCUUGAGAGGCCGCGAGAAUUACCCCACGCCAAGAAAGUUGCAGUUGCAGCGUCUACAGUCUCUCCACGGCGCAGAAGGUCGACCUCGAGGCCCGAGAAGCCCCGGUGGCUGACUGUGCUCAGUAUCCUCACGAAGAACUGCUUCCUCCUGAUGGGGCUGUUCAUCGUGGCCCGAGUGACCUGGAAAUGGUCCGGCCAAUUUAACGGGAACACCCACAUGCCAUUUGCGGCGCUCGAUCUCGAGGAUCAAAUCUCCGACCUCAAGUCCUCCUUGAAGAAGACGGCAAAGAUGAUGCAGGUCCAGUUGGAGGUUGUGGACCAGAAGAUUGGCAGCGAGUCUGGGAACGUCAGGCUGGAGAUGUCCAGGAAGAUCGAAGAGAGAAGCGCCUCCCUUGAGAAGGAGCUGAAGAAGCUGGAGGCGCGGAGUGACAACCUGGAGAAUUCCUUGUCUGAACUGAAGGGUACGGGCUUCUUCUCCAAAGAAGAGUUUCAGAAAUUUUACAGCGACUUCAAGAACAGACAGAGCCGCCCAGAGAGAGACGAAGAGCUCUUCACUCUCGACGAGCUUAGGAACUACGCGAGGGAAGUCGUCGAGAAGGAGAUGGAGAAGCACGUAGCCGAUGGGCUCGGAAGGGUUGACUUUGCUCUGGCAUCCGGCGGGGCCAGGGUGGUUCGGCACUCGGAGCCAUACCUGGGGAAAAGCCUCUGGCUUCUGGUCAAAGGCCGCGGUGGAGUUGACCCCAACGCCCAUAAAAUGCUGCAACCAAGCUUCGGAGAGCCUGGUCAGUGCUUCCCCCUGCUGGGUGACGCAGGGUUUGUCGAAAUCAAGCUAACAACGGCAAUAAUUCCUGAUUCCAUCACACUGGAACACGUCGCAAAGGUACUCAGACUUCUUCUCUCCGUAGAGGGUAUGACUGAUCUUUCUGUUUGGCUUCCUCCCCAUGCGGGUCGUCGGAAUCACAUCUCGGGUCUUAGGCGAGUGUGUGGGUUUCUCCUGCUCGAUCGCUGGUUUCUGCUCAUUCUCUUGCCAGGAUUACGAUCUCCGUAGUCCGUCUUUAUAAGCUGCCUUUUUUCUCUUCCUUUUUUUUUUUUUCUUAAAGUGGCCGUUUGAUUCUCAUCGUCGUUGACAAACCUGGGAUGGGGGGUUGGUGCAGAGCGUGGCCUACGACAGGCUCAGCGCCCCGAAGGACUGCCGGGUCUCGGCGUGGCUGGAAGGGACGAGCAACGACGGCGGCGCCGAGAAGAUGCGGACACUGGUGGAGUUCAGCUACGACCUGGAGGGGAGCAACGCGCAGAGCUUCAAGGUAGAGCCUGGCGGCGCUUGCAACAUGGUCCGGUUUGACUUCAGCUCCAACCACGGCAGCUCCUCCCACACCUGCAUCUACCGCCUGCGGGUCCACGGAUGGGAACGGCCCCGCUCCACCUGA